Parus major (Great Tit) is the source of this 1384-nucleotide messenger RNA. RefSeq names its product 25-hydroxyvitamin D-1 alpha hydroxylase, mitochondrial-like. Gene Ontology annotation, cellular component: mitochondrial inner membrane. Gene Ontology annotation, molecular function: oxidoreductase activity, acting on paired donors, with incorporation or reduction of molecular oxygen; iron ion binding; heme binding. NCBI's taxonomy places the organism in Eukaryota, Metazoa, Chordata, Aves, Passeriformes, Paridae. The transcript has 7 exons. Gene Ontology annotation, biological process: glucocorticoid biosynthetic process; cellular response to peptide hormone stimulus; cortisol metabolic process. The record is from RefSeq and is a predicted model, not a curated record. The annotation marks the transcript as partial.
GGGAUCGUCCCCGACAUCGGCACCGAGUUCAACCGCUUCGGCCUCGAGGCCAUCUCCUGGGUGCUGUUCUCGUCCCGCCUGGGCUGCCUGGGGGACACCGGCGAGGCCGCCGAGGGUGUCAUCCGCUGCGUGGGCGCGGUGCUGGCACUGACGCUGGUGACAAUGGCACUGCCCCGUCCCCUCCUGCGCCUCGUUCCUGCGCCCUGGGACGCCUUCUGCCGCGCCUGGGACCAGCUCUUCGCCUUCGCCAAGGGACACGUGGACCGGCGCGUGGCCGAGGUGGCCGCGCGGGGGUCGCCGGCCGAGGGGGACACGUGUGUCACCGACCUGCUGGCCCGGGAGCACGUCCCCGUCAGCAGCAUCUACGGGAACGUCACCGAGCUGCUGCUGGCCGGGGUGGACACGGUGGCCAGCACGCUGGCCUGGAGCCUGUACGAGCUGGCGCGGAACCCGGGGGCGCAGGCGGCCCUGCACCGCGAGCUGCUGGCUGCCACUGCCACCAACAGGGGCACCCGCGGUGACACUGCCACCACCGACAGGGCCACUGCUGCUGCCACCGCCGCUGCGCUGGCACGGCUGCCGCUGCUCCGGGCUGUGGUGAAGGAGACCCUCAGGCUGUACCCUGUCAUCCCGGCCAAUGCCCGCGUCGUCCCCAACUGCGACAUCCGCGUCGGCGACUACCUGGUGCCACGCCAGACCCUCAUCACCCUGUGCCAUUACGCCACAUCCCGCGACAGCCGCUUCUUCCCAGCGCCCGACGCCUUCCGCCCGGAGCGCUGGCUGCGCCACGGGGACAGCGGGGACACGCCUGGGGACACGCCUGGGGACACGCCUGGGGACACUCCCGGGCACCCCCCCGGCCCCGGGCACCCCUUUGCCUCUCUGCCCUUCGGCCUCGGCCCUCGCAGCUGCGUCGGGCGCCGCUUGGCUGAGCUGCAGCUGCACAUGGCGCUGGCACAGAUCCUGCUGCGCUUCGAGGUGCGGCCGGAGCCUGGGGGGGGCCACGUGCGCCCCAUGACCCGCACCCUGCUGGCCCCCGCCGCCCCCAUCAGCCUGCGCUUCCUCGAGCGGUGACAGCGGGGACAGCGGGGACAGCGGGGACAGCAGAGGCUUUGGACACCAGGGACACUGGGGACAGCGGGGACAGCAGAGGCUUUGGAGACCCGGGGACACCGGGGACUCCAAGCAGCAGGACCUUGACCCUGGUCCUGACUUCACCACCAGUAAUGACACUGACCGCAGUGGUGGCCUUGACACCACAGUGUCCCCAAGGUCAUCAGGUCCCUGGACCCUGUGGUGGCCCUGACACUGUGGGUGACUCCUGGUGACCCCAACUCCAGAACUGGCCCUGACACUGCUGUGGCCCCACAGUGACACCGACUGU